This is a messenger RNA of Phyllopteryx taeniolatus (common seadragon), 9216 nucleotides long. Its product is annotated as pleckstrin homology-like domain family B member 1. The transcript is spliced from 23 exons. The record is from RefSeq and is a predicted model, not a curated record. Gene Ontology annotation, cellular component: basal cortex. Gene Ontology annotation, biological process: regulation of microtubule cytoskeleton organization. The coding region runs from base 437 to 5143 and encodes 1568 amino acids. NCBI's taxonomy places the organism in Eukaryota, Metazoa, Chordata, Actinopteri, Syngnathiformes, Syngnathidae. Gene Ontology annotation, molecular function: protein binding.
CAAUGGGGCAGGCAGUGGUGAAAACAGAACAAGUGAGUGUCUAUCCUGAUAUUCCGUUGAAGAAGUAUUGAGGAAGUGUUUCCAGGGGCUGAUGAAUGUCCACCCAGUGUCUUUGGGCUGAAUGUUAGGACACAGAGAGCAGUCUGUAAGUGUGCUCCUUGGAUCACUUUCCAUGACUCAGAAGGAUGUCCCACGCUGCCUCCCUCGCAGCAUUGUUUCCCCGUCCCUCUCUCGCUCCCACCUCCGCUCCAUUCCCUCCCUUCUUUCAAAUAGUUUACUGCCAACAAUGCUCAAUCCUGCAUCUGACGAAGCUGGAUGGACUCUUAUAGAGCUAAAUAUGGAUACUGGGUGGGUGAACUAACACCAGGAUGAUCUUAAAGCUGAGAGAAGAGGGAGAAGGGAUCUUCAUGUGAGCCAAGGAGACGCAGACAUCUCGAUGGACAUGGACCGCCUCAACAGGAACGUGCCAGAGAGCGACGCACGAGCCCACCAGAUGUUAAAGAGCACUCCACUGGAUCUGAUCGAGACUGGAAAGGGACUGAAGUUCCAAGCUGAGCGCCCACAUCUGGUCAGCCUAGGUAGUGGACGUCUGAGUGUUGCCAUUACUCUGCUGCCCCUGCCUGAAGGCCGCACAACUGUUGGUCAUGGUCCCAUGGACAUCAACAUCCAAGGCCCCGGGGUGGAAGCUCAGCAUUGCUACAUAGAAAAUAGGUCAGGGGUCAUCAUGCUACACCCCUGCGGGAACCUGUGUGCUGUUGAUGGACUUCAAGUGACACAACCGAUCCGCUUGUCCCAAGGCUGCAUGCUGUGUUUUGGUCAGUCGGCCUUCUUUCGCUUCAACCACCCUGAAGAAGCCUUAAGGAUGAAGAGUAUGAUGCCCCCGGGUGGCAGUGUCUCGACGGGGGACUAUAGACUAUGUGCAGACACGGAGAACUUGGUCAAUGGGAAUCAUCGGGCCAGUCCAGCACAGUCUUCCCAAGAAACUGGCGAGAGAGUCCAGUCUGAGCACAGUGCUAUUGUAAGCUCUAUUGAAAAGGACCUCCAGGACAUCAUGGACUCCUUAGUCAUGGAUGACCCUGAACCUUGCUCCUCUGAAGACAAAAAGCCCCAUGGGGGCCAAUCAGUUACUCGUUCAGCCGUGUUACCCAUGGUCAAUGGUGGGGGCAGGUAUUUGCUAUCCCCUCCUACGAGUCCUGGGGCCAUGUCAAUGGGAUCCAGCUAUGACAAUACAUCUCCACCCUUUUCCCCUCUCUCUUCCCCUUCACCAGGCAGCAGUGGUAGUUUUACUAGCCCAUCUCCUGGUGGAGCACCCCAGGAUCACAUUUCUUCUCUGCCACCAGUGCCUGCACGCUCUUCUAGCUACAACUUUACCAGCCAUUCACAACUUGUAUCCCAGCCACGGACCAACCUACCUAACUUUAAUAGUGGCGCCAUGGGUCAGAAGGUUCACGAAAGCCCCAGGCUGCAAAGGAAGAUUUUAGGGGAGGCUCAACCUAGCCCUAACCCUAGUCGCAGAGGAUUAUGGCAAGAUGGGUCAGAGAGUCCCAGACAGACCCCUCUUUUGUCUUUGAAUGACUGUCUGAGUAGCAGAAAUAUUGUGCCAAGUAGCCCUGGUUUCAAUCCCAAGUUUCCAACUUGUCCUUCCAUGUCUGCUAGUAUGAGGACCAAGACAACCACAGUGCUUCAUGAAAGACCUGCCAGUCCUUUUAGAGAUCAGCAGACAAGCUUAGCUGAUGGCUCCCUCAACUCAAGCCCAUCCAGGCAACUUUCCCAACCUACUAAGGCCUUUCAGCCUCCUCUCGAUCCUAUUGUCCAUAUCAUCCAAGGAUCACCUUGCCAACAGCUGCCAGAAAGUCCCCGCAUGGCCAGGCGAAACAUAGAACAGAAUGGCGGAGGAGGUAAUAUGAGAGAUCUUCCACCUCUAAGUCCCUCCAUUGCUCGUAGAGGCGUCCCAGUACUCCCAGGGGCACUCCCAGGAACGGUACCAACCCUGAAGACACCUGAUAGCCCCUCAGGUCUGGGCAAGCUGGUCUCAGAGAGUCCCAGGCUUCAUCGUAAGACUGGAACUACACCUGUGGAUCUGACUAGCAGCUGGGGAAUGCGAGCCCGUAGUCCUUCACCCACAUCUCUCAUGACGGAAGGUGGCACGGGAAUACAAAAGCCCAGCUUUGGGAAUUCGCUUUCUUCUGCAUAUAGUCUUGGUUCUCUGCCUGGCUCAUCUCCCAUGUCCAGCCCCAGAAGCAACAGGAAGAUAUCAAUGGGGCGACCAGGGAUGAGGGAGAGGAAGAACAGCAUCUCAGAAAUCAGCGACAAUGAAGAUGAGCUGUUGGAAUACCAUCGACGACAGAGGGAGGAGCGACUUCGAGAGCAGGAAAUGGAGAGACUGGAGAGACAGCGACUGGAGACAAUCCUAAAUCUCUGUGCUGAGUACAAUAAAGGAGAGAACAUCAGCCCAGACUCACUCAGCUUUGGGAAGACAGGUUUCCCAGGGGGGUUCUCAGGUGGCUCACUGCAGGGCGCAUCCAUCGAGAGCAUCCUCGGAGGAACAGCGACCACAGCCUCUUUGCGACUGGCACAGAGACAGAGGGAGAGCGAUGAGGAGAACCUGAAGGAGGAAUGCAGUAGUACAGAGAGCACUCAUCAGGAGGUGAGAACAUCUCCGGCUCCAUGCACAGAAUCAGCACUGCUCAAUGGAGACAAACAGCAUGAGGAUGUGGCCAGUUCAGAUCGAAUGGAGCUGGGUUACCUAGAGGAGGAGAGGGUGCGCGUUCUGUCGCGGCUUGAUGAACUCAAAACUCGGCUGAUGGAGCUGGAGCAACAAUACCAAGAGUCCAAACAAGAGGCUGAGAUGGAGUGUGCCUUGCUGCAGGGAGAGAGACAGGCAGAACUCGACCAGAUAGAGGCAGAGAUUGACAUCAUCAGUCAGCUGCAGCACAGGCUAGACGAGCUGGAGAGUGCCAUUCAGCGAGAGAAAGACAAGGAGAGGGCUCAUGUUGAGGCUGAGCGUCGGGCCCUGCAGAGACUCCAGGAGGGCCAUGCUGAGCUGAAGAACCAACUGCAUAACUGUCCCGAGUCCCUGCGUGAACAGUUGCAGGAAAAGUUCAAAAGGGAUGGAGAAGCUUUGGAAGCAGGAACCAAGAAGUUUGAAGAUCUGGAGUUUCAACAACUUGAGAGAGAAAGCAGCUUGGAGGAGGAAAGGGAAACAAUGAGCCAGCAGUUGCUGCAGGAGAGUGCAGAGUACCACAGCACUGUGGCCAAGAGGAAGGAGAAAGUGUCUGCUUUGGAGAACCAGGCCAACCAGCUGGGCCUCCAGGGAUCUCAGGAAUGUGAGCGUCUCGCCAAAGACAGGACCAUCACGCUGCAAAUGCUCCAAAAGGAGAAGGAGAGGCUAUCUGAUUUGGAACAAAGGUACCACAGUUUAACUGGAGGAAAGAGCUUCCCAAAGUCCUCUACAGCCAUGCGAGAAGAGUAUGUGAGAGUGAGCCAGUUGAGUCAGAUGUAUGGAAUGCCAAAGGUGGAAUCCUCCCCCACCUCUCCUCUUCGCCAUCCCCUGCAGUCUGGAGCCAUAGAUACCGCCUUCUCCUGCCCCCCCUCGCCUCCCAGCUCCUCCUUGUCUUUCCCUGUGGAGUCUGAGGGCAGCAGGCCUCCAUUGCCCAAACUAGAUUUAGAACAAUGGUACCAGGAGCUGUUGACGGGUUCCAGCCAGCUCUGGUCUCACCCUCUGCCGGCCAAGUCGCUGUCAGGCCGCAGACCCGCACUGCAGGUGUUCCGUUCCAAGCUUGACAGUGAUCCAGGGCAGUCUCCUCAUCAAGCCAAGUCUGGAUCUACUCUGCAGCAGGGAGCAGCAACACUGGGUCGCAACACAAGCUCGAAGAGCCCUCUUCUGAGCGCCAAAAGCUCAGGCAGCCUGCCCAGGAACCUGGCUGCCACCCUGCAGAGCAUUGAGACCAAAAGGCAGCUCGCUCUGCAGCAAAAAGAACCUCAGACCUCCAGUCAGCCACGCAUUGAAGGAAGAUCAGCAGGUCAACAGGUGAUUGAAGAGCAGCGACGUCGUCUGGCUGAGCUAAAGCAGAGAGCAGCGGCAGAAGCUCAGUGCCAGUGGGAGGCGCUCCAUAGCUUGCAGCCUCAACUCAUCAACCCCACGCUCUCCUACUCCCCAGUCAUGUCCUACAGUCCCACACUGAGUCACAGGUCUACAGGCCACCCUCCUCUGGUCCAGCACUCCAUCCUACACCACCAUCCAGCAUCAGCCGGAGAGCAGCCCUACGACACGUUGAGUCUGGAGAGCUCUGACAGUAUGGACACUAGUGUGUCCACGGGGAACAACUCCGCCUGCUCACCAGAUAAUUUAUCCAGUGUUGGAGGAGCAGACUCGCUGAAGAUUGAAGAGAUGGAGAAAAUGCUGAAGGAGGCACAGAUGGAGAAAGCCAGACUUAUCGAGUUUCGGGAACAGGAGAGCUUCACUCGCCAUCAGAUGCUGGAGGAAGAGCGGAAAAGGAGGGAAGAAGCAGAGAAAAGACUGCAGGAUGAAACUCUCCACCGACAGCAGCUGGUGGAGAAGGAAGUUACGAUGAGAGCCAAGAACUUCUCUCAGGCCCGUCCUAUGACACGCUACCUGCCAAUUAGGAAGGAGGAGUUUGACCUUCGCACUCACAUUGAGACGUCAGGCCACAGCGUGGACACCUGCUACCACAUCAUCCUCACUGAGAAGAUGUGCAAGGGCUACCUGGUCAAGAUGGGAGGCAAGAUCAAGUCGUGGAAGAAACGCUGGUUUGUCUUUGACCGCCUCAAAAGGACCUUCUCAUACUACGUCGAGCCCAAAUCCCGCCUUGACGUUUUGCGUGAAGACCCACGACCGCCUCUAUUACAUGGUGGCGCCCUCGGCAGAGGCCAUGCGGAUCUGGAUGGACGUAAUAGUCACAGGAGCCGAGGGGUACACUCAAUUCCUGAACUGACAACGCAAGUGAGGACGAGCUCGUUUUCGGCAGGGACUCUGAACACACUCCCUAUAUCUAGUCCACAGCUUUUUGCUAUGUUCGUUUUUUUUUUUGUUUUUUUUUACUCUGUUGAAAAAAUUGCCAAAUGUCAACAAUCUAGUGUAUUUGUUGGAGUCGCCAUAUGCUCAGUGAAAACGACACGAUAGAGAGAGCAAGCAAAGCUCUCCAUCCUCCUCUUUACUUUGCUUAUGUGUUGCUCCUUUAGAAAUCAGUCUUGACUUUUAAGACUCGCUCCAAAUCACACGCAGCAUUGACAACUGUUUAGUUUCAGGUGAGCUUACAGGUGCAGUAUUUGGAAGCAUUCCAGCUCAGGGCUUCAUUCAGCAGUUAUUUGAUUGUCACGCUUGUGAUCAAAGUAUUUUGUGUAUUUGGAUAACUAUUUCUCAAUGCUAAGAUGAUGACAUCAUUUGACAAUGGUGAAGUUCAAGGUACACAUUUUAUUUCUUGAUUCCGUUAGGCUGUUAGCUCAGCAUUAUCGACGCUAAAGGAGGGACCUAUUAGUAAUAUCACUAGCUAUCAAGUUCCAUAUCAACUUCAACCCAAAGACAACAUUUAGUGUUUUAGGGGCUUCUUCCUACUUCCUAUCUUAAUGCUUAACAUGACAAAGCUCAACACAUUAGCUUAAUUCUCUGCACACUUCACUACCGCAGAGCUUUAGUAAUAACUACACACUAAAUAUUAAGACAAGUAGCAGCCUGUUUACCUUAGAUUAUCUUACCUUAAAUGUAUUUAUUUUCCCCAUAGUAGGGCAUCUGCUAAUAAAAUAAGUCUGUUUUAAGGUACAGGCGGUCCGCAAACCAACAUAUUGGUCUAACAGUACAGCCCACAGUAGACUCAUGAACAGGGGUGUGCAGCUGUGCAAUGUCUUCAUGUUGCCGUCUUGUGACCUCAAACACAACCCCAUCUUUUUCGAAACCUUGCAAGCUUUUAGCUAACGACACUACACAGCUGGUAAGGCAUGAUGCCUCACUACUGACCUAAAGCAAUCCACGUACAGACGCUACGGAUGGGCAAUACCAAACAAAUCCAAUCAUAGCAAAAAAACAAAACAAAAAACAAGAAUAACACAGAUUAUCUUUUUUUGUUUUUAGAAAAUUAAAACAUUGUGAAUACAUAACUGAAAUUGUGUUUAAAAAAUAAAAUAAAAAAGAGGACAAAAUAAAUUCCAGUCUGCUGAUUCUGAUUAUGGAAAUAUUGUGGUACGUAUCGACACCAAAUGAGUACACUGCAAAAAGUCUUACCAAGAAUAUGUCUCUCAUUUCUAGUCAAAAGUCUCAAAACUAAUCUGAUUGCACUUAAAAUAAGACUCAUCACCUAAAAUUUUCAGGCGGCACUGGGUUCAAAUCCGGCCUCGCCUGUGUGGAGUUUGCAUGUUCUCCCUGUGCCUGCGAGGGUUUUCUGCGGGUACUCCGGUUUCCUCCCACAUCCCAAAAACAUGCAUGGUAGGUUAAUUGAAGACUCUAAAGUGCCCGUAGGUGUGAAUGGUUGUUUGUUUAUAUGUGCACUGCGAUUGGCUGGCGACCAGUUCAUGGUGUACCCCGCCUCUUGCCCGAAGAUAGCUUGGAUAGACUCCAGCACACCCGCGACCCUAGUGAGGAUAAGCGGUACGGAAAAUUUCUUUCACUUGUUUCAAGCAAAUUUUUUUACUUGAAAUAAGUACAACCCCAAUUCCAAUGAAGUUGGGACGUUGUGUUGAACAUAAAUAAAAACAGAAUACAAUGAUUUGCAAAUCUUGUUCAACCUAUAUUUAAUUGAAUACACCACCAAGACAAGAUAUUUAAUGUUCAAACUGCUAAACUUUAUUGUUUUUAGUAAAUAAUCAUUAACUUAGAAUUUUAUGGCUGCAACACAUUCCAAAAAAGCUGGGACAGGUGGCAAAAAAGACUGAGAAAGUUGAGGAAUGCUCAUCAAACACCUGUUUGCAACAUCCCACAGUUGAACAAGCUAAUUUGGAGCAGGUGGGUGCCAUGAUUGGGUAUAAAAGGAGCUUCCCUGAAUUGCUCAGUCAUUCACAAGCAAAGAUGGGGCGAGGUUCACCUCUUUGUGGACAAGUGCGUGAGAAAAUAGUUAAACAGUUUAAGGACAAUGUUCCUCAACAUACAAUUGCAAGGAAUUGAGGGAUUUCAUCAUCUACGGUCCAUAAUAUCAUCAAAAGGUUCAGAGAAUCUAAAGAAAUCACUGCAUGUAAGCGGCAAAGCCGAAAACCAACAUUGAAUGCCCGUGACCUUCGAUUCCCUCAGGCGGCACUGAAUCAAAAACCGACAUCAAUGUGUAAAUGAUAUCACCACAUGGGCUCAGGAACACUUCAGAAAAUCAAUGUCAGCAAAUACAGUUCGCCGCUACAUCCGUAAGUGCAACUUGAAACUCUACUAUGCAAAGGAAAAGCCAUUUAUCAACGCCGCCGGCUUCUCUGGGCCCGAGCUCAUCCAAAAGGGACUGAUGAAAAGUGGAAAAGUGUUCUGUGGUCCGACGAGUGCACAUUUCAAAUUGUUUUUGGAAAUUGUGGACGUCGUGUCCUCCGGGCCAAAGAAGAAAAGAACCAUGGACUCAAAAUUCGAAAGCCAGCAUCUGUUAUGGUAUGGGGCUGUGUUAGUGCCAAUGGCAUGGGUAACUUACACAUCUGUGAAGGUACCACUAAUGCUGAAAGGUACAUUCCGGUUUUGGAGAAGCAUAUGCUGCCAUCCAAGCAACGUCUUUUUCAUGGACGCCCCUGCUUAUUUCAGCAAGACAAUGCCAAACCACAUUCUGCAUGUGUUACAACAGCGUGGCUUCGUAGUAAAAGAGUGCGGGUACGAGACUGGCCUGACUGCAGUCCAGAUCUGUCUCCCAUUGAAAAUGUGUGGCGCAUUAUGAAGCGAAAAACACGACAACGGAGACCCCGGACCGUUGAACAGCUGAAGCUGUACAUCAAGCAAGAAUGGGAAAGAAUUCCACCGACAAAGCUUCAACAAUUAGUGUCCUCAGUUCCCAAACGUUUAUUGAAUGUUGUUAAAAAGAAAAUGUGAUGUAACACAGUGGUAAACAUGACCCUGUCCCAGCUUUUUUGUUGCAUCCAUAAACUUCCAAGUUAAUGAUUAUUUGGUAAAAACAAUAAAGUUAAUCAGUUUGAACAUUAAACAUCUUGUCUUUGUAGUAUUCAAUUAAAUAUAGGUUGAACAUGAUUUGCCAAUCAUUGUAUUCUGUUUUUAACACAACGUCCCAACAUCAUUGAAAAAAGAUUGCCAGUUGGAGUCGUCUUUUUUUUUCUCUUACUCCACUGGCAAUUUUAGUAAAACUUAGCUUGAAAAGUGUGAAAAUUGUCUAAAACCAGGUUACUUUUUAUGUGAUGAAUAUUUUAAUUAGUUUUGACCAGAUAUAGGUCCAAUAUUCUUGGUAAGAUAUUGAGAUUUUGCAGUGUAAUGUCUGGACAUAAUAUGAUCCUGGCAUUAUGAAGAUAUUGACCCGCCCAUCCCCAAAAAAACACCUUAAGACUAUACUGAGAUACAAUUCAGGAGUGUGAUUUUAUCAAACAACCAAAACAAAUGAGCUAUGUCAGUCAUCUCCCAUGCAGCAGCACGAUGCAUUGUAACAUUACUGCUUCUGUAAAUUCCCAGUGAUUGUGAGCAUACUACACAAGAGUGGCUUGGUGUCUGUGUUGACCAUGAAUUUGUCAGUCGACAGAUCUGGCAUGAAUGUGCCAGUUUGUAGCAAGCAGAGGAGGACAUGGAACUGCUUCUAGCUGACUAGGGUGGUCAUGAUAAGGUUAUUGUGCCUCAGAUAGUGACGUUUACCUCUGAUAAAUUGUCUACAAACCUUAUUAUGUCUUCCUUGCCUUUACUCUUCCUGUGUGGAAACCAAAUUUGACAAUGGCAAGGCUGUUAAAUCCUGUCUGUUGAUAUAUGAUGUACUGAUGUUAUCUAUAUUGAAAAAAUAUAUAUAUAUAUAUAUAUAUAUAUAUACUGGAUAGAAGGUGCCUGGAUGGAAGUAGACGAUUGAAAUGAAACACUCGGACACUUUUUUUUUUUUUUUGUCGAUUUUAUAUCAUGACUUACAUUUCAAAUUGUAUGGUACUGUAGUGAUGAAUUUUAUCUACUUAAAAAAGGUACAGCACCAUUCUAAAUACACCCAUACACCCACUCAAAAAGCACUCAUCUAUUCAGUUAUUGGUAACUUGUAUUAUCCUCCACUUUGAGUUAAAAACAUGGAUUUGUCAAUCCCAUUAAAACUGUUACACAACAAA